AUGAAGAGGUAAAAGAAAUCAACAACAACAGUAGAUAUAUACUAUUUGGAAUGUCUAAUUAACAAACUUAUACGUUCAAAUACAAAUAAUUCCAUUCACCCUCAAUCUCUUAAACAUCAUGUUGAUACUCAAUUAAACAUUCCAAAACGAACUACGUUACGUAAGUAUGAUAAUGAAUAAAUUUAGAUAAAUAUAACCCAGUAUUAAUUGAAAACAAAAUAUAAGCCAGUUCUUUAUAUUAACAGAAGAAAUUACACGUUCAUACAAGGCCUUCUUCAGAAGGUUAAAGUAGGAAAUUCAAUCAAAUAAAUAUGGAUGAUUAACUCAUAUUACCUUAAAGAAGUAAUUUAUUAAGGCAGAUCAAAAAUUAAAUGAUGUUUCCUAGAUAAUAAUUAUGGAGUAAACAAGAGAACAGAGAAAAUAGACAAUAAACAGAGAUAUUUAAUCCUCUUAUGGUUUCAAAAAAGCCAAUUAAAAAUUUUUCUAUAAAUCUAAAGUCAUCCUUUAAAUAAGUUUCAAAUACUAGCAGAUUAAAUACAGGUUUAAAUCUCAGCAACUAAAGAAAUUUUUCUCCAAUAAGAACAAUGACUGAAAGACCUAAUGCAGAUAUCACUGGCUGGUAAACUACAGAAGAUGCAGAAUGGGUAUGA
This is a messenger RNA of Paramecium primaurelia, 650 nucleotides long. The record is from the annotation of a GenBank genome assembly. NCBI's taxonomy places the organism in Eukaryota, Ciliophora, Oligohymenophorea, Peniculida, Parameciidae.